UGUAUUGCACAAUCCACGAUUGCAGGCGAGGAAGUAAUACUUUAGGGCACACAUCGCGCACUCUUUAAACGGAUUUGUUGAUGCAAUGCUAUUCACCGUGUGAAAAAAUUUACUUGAACAAGCUGAUUUGACUUGUAGCGGCUACAAGACGCCCUUCGACCGCGUUGCCAACGACGCCUGCAUCCCCAUCACCUGUGUGUUACCUGUCCCCAAAGGUACGACUUCCAGCUGCAUGAGUACCAGCAUCCAUGGCCCAUACAGAAAAUGACGGUAUCAGCUUAGCCAUCUACGAAGGCAAUUUUGUGGAACAAAAAGACGAGAUUAUUGCACUGCAGUCUAUUUUUGAAGGGGACAUUGAAGAGAGAAUCUGCGUGCUCAGUGAACCAGAUAGCUGUGGCAGUGGGCAGUAUGUUAUACAGGCAAAAGUCCCAUUUGAGAUGAAUGUUAAAGAAUGCCAAGUAGACAUCUGGAUACCUACAGGUGACACACCAAGUAUUGAUGAACAAGGGGCAUCUGCUGCUGAUGGACCUCCACAGUUGGGUCAAGGCAUUAGCCUAGAACGAACCCUCUCAGGUCAAAAAUGGUCAGGAUCUUUUAAAGUCCAGUUCCUUCCUCCACUGACUCUUGAUCUGACAUUUCCAUCAGACUAUCCAUCUCACAGUCCCCCAUCUUUCACAGUAUCUUCCAUCUGGCUCAGUGGAAAUCAGCUUUCACUCCUUUGCAAGCAUCUGGACAGACUGUGGGAAGACAACCGAGGCAUUCCUAUUGUUUUCACAUGGGUUGACUGGCUUGAAAAAGAGACUUUACAUUUUCUUGGUAUUGAAGACAGCAUUGUGCUGAUGCCAGCAGAAAGCUCUGAUGAUGACGUGGAGGACAAGCGAGUUGUCAUUGAUUGCUUUGAUCUGGGAGAAGCAGUUCACACUAUGCUACAAUACAGCAAUCACAAGGCAGCAGUCAGAUUUUUCCAGUCAAUGCAGGAGUGUGGACUGUGUUUUGAAGAGAAGCUUGGAUCACAGUUUUUUCGUCUUACACCCUGUUUUCACCACUUCUGCUCUGACUGUCUGGCAAUGCACUGUAACAUGCAUGUUACAGAAGGCACCAUCAGUCUACUCAAGUGUCCAGCCUCUAAAUGUGAGACUGUUAUCCCUCCCGAUGUUCUGCAGACAGUUCUGUCUCCCAAACUAUAUAUUCGCUGGGAGACUCUCUCUGUUCAAAAGACAUUAGAUGAGAUGAAUGAUAUAACCUACUGCCCUCGCUGCAAGAGCAUCGUAAUCAGUGAGGCAGAGUUAAGUCUUCACCUAGGCUUCUGCCUUUCCUGUUUUUACAGUUUUUGCACGCAGUGUGAGCGCGCAUGGCAUCAGUGUUCAGAAGUUUCUGGAAGUACUUCAUCUCGAAGCUUUCAGCCUUCUUUUUAAGGUCUGAUAUGUGGGUCACAGCUGUUUUUAUGCAGAAGACUAGACAGAGGAUUAGACAUAACAAAAGGGUACUCCAUGUCAAUCUGAAGAGGAUGUUCUGCAGGAGAAAGAGAAACGGCUUCAAUCUGGGGAUACACUGCUUUGAAGAAGUUUAGGGAGAUGAAGAAGAAAAUGAUGGAGGAGGCAAGAUCGGAAGAAGAAA
Molecule: messenger RNA, 1617 nt
Organism: Pomacea canaliculata
Lineage: Eukaryota; Metazoa; Mollusca; Gastropoda; Architaenioglossa; Ampullariidae
Product: E3 ubiquitin-protein ligase RNF14-like
Exons: 10
Coding region: 249-1415 (388 amino acids)
Biological process (GO): ubiquitin-dependent protein catabolic process; positive regulation of proteasomal ubiquitin-dependent protein catabolic process; protein polyubiquitination
Cellular component (GO): ubiquitin ligase complex; cytoplasm
Molecular function (GO): ubiquitin conjugating enzyme binding; ubiquitin protein ligase activity; zinc ion binding
Source: RefSeq, a predicted model, not a curated record